AUGGCGUCUACAGCUCACAAUCUGCUAAAACGUGAGCUGAAGGAGCUAAGCACACAUCCGAUUGAAGGGUUCUCUGCUGGUAAGCGCUUUGGAGAAAACCUUCUCGAAUGGCGAAUUGUUAUCAUCGGUCCACCCGAUACACUCUAUUCUGAGGGAUUCUUUGUUGCUGAACUCCUCUUCACUGAAAACUAUCCCAAUGAGCCACCGACUAUGAAGUUCAUCACACCAAUGUGGCACCCAAAUAUUUAUCCAGAUGGGCGAGUCUGUAUCUCCAUUCUUCAUCCUCCCGGUGAAGAUCAAUAUGGCUUCGAGGACGCCGGUGAACGAUGGUUGCCCAUUCACAGCGUCACAUCGAUUAUGCUUAGUGUUAUUUCCCUACUAUCUUCAGACGUACCAAAUACGGACAGUCCUGCGAAUGUGGAUGCAGCGAAGGAGGUUCGGGAGAACUUAGCAGCAUAUCAGAAGAAAGUACGACGUUUGGCGCAGAAGAGUGUAGACAUGUACCUUGAGACCAUGGGCGAGUAG
Molecule: messenger RNA, 525 nt
Organism: Fomitiporia mediterranea MF3/22
Lineage: Eukaryota; Fungi; Basidiomycota; Agaricomycetes; Hymenochaetales; Hymenochaetaceae
Product: ubiquitin-conjugating enzyme
Exons: 8
Coding region: 1-525 (174 amino acids)
Biological process (GO): protein polyubiquitination; proteasome-mediated ubiquitin-dependent protein catabolic process
Molecular function (GO): ubiquitin conjugating enzyme activity
Source: RefSeq, a predicted model, not a curated record